AUGGAUGUUCGCAAAAUAUCUUUCACUUUUGAAAAUGAGACCGACAAGACAAGCGACGAUGUCGCGUCUCUCAAAAUUGCCUUCUUGGGAACUCGGCAUCCGCAUGUGAUGUAUCGAUUUGCGAUCCUAGAGAAAAUGGGUGGCUUCGAGUUUUCCGGGUUCUUUGAAGAGGACACAGAGAUCGCAAAAGGACUAAGUGAAAGACUACCACAAUUGACACGAUUUGAGAGUCCGGAGGGACUACUGGACACCAAUCCCGAUAUUGUGAUGAUACACUCCUUGGAUCCAGAUGUUCCUCGUUGGGCUCGAUUCGCGAUUAAUCACCCAGCUCCCUUCAGAGGACUAUUUCUCGAAAAGCCAGGGGCAGCUAUCCCUGAAGACUUCUACAAAUUAGCCGAGGAAAUCCAGCAGAAGAGGCCGGGCCUUGCAGUAGAGCUCGGAUAUGAAUUACAUUAUUCUGAAUCUCUACAAUUCGCCCGCAAAGUCAUCCAAGAAGGAGUCCUUGGAGAUAUUACCACUGCCCGGUUCCAUGGAGGCUGUCCUUCGGGAGCUGGAAUGGAUUUGUGGCAAUCUAUUCCAGAAGACCUCGGUGGAAUUAUGCAAACUGAAGGAUGUCACACCCUGGAAAAUGUGUUGGAUCUCUUUGGAGAACCAGACAGAGUUGUUUCCUCAAUCCGAAAAUUGUCACAGAGACCACCUCAUCCUGUAGUGGGCUGGAUCCCAGAUAUUUUCACUGGGACAGUUGAGAGUGGCCAGUUUGGAGUGGGGUCCUUGUUGUAUGAGGACGUUUGCUCUGGCAUUAUGGAAUAUCCAGAUAAAACCAUCGUGUUGGAUAUGACUGCCUGGGAGCCAACUGAGUGGUGUAAUGAAUGGGCAAUCGAUGUGUAUGGAACUAAUGGAUCUUUACACGUCAUACCCGACUACCCAGUCGCGAAAUUGUAUCUGCGUGAGGGCAGAGGGGAUUUCCCAGCUGGUGAGACCAAAAUGACAACGGAACACCCACAUGGAACCUCUAAUAUCCCCAGCUGCUACCGCAAACAGUUGGAGACAUUGUUCACCAGAGUUCGGGACUCUAAGCCUCCUGCUGACGGCUGUUGUGAUCUCAUGACCAAUGUUGGCAUAUUGAAGGUCAUUGAUGCGUUUUACAAAUCAGCAGAAUCUCGCCAGUGGGUUGAUGUAUAG
This is a messenger RNA of Penicillium malachiteum, 1182 nucleotides long. Its product is annotated as Gfo/Idh/MocA family protein. Bases 1 to 1182 code for a protein of 393 amino acids. The transcript has a single exon. Lineage: Eukaryota; Fungi; Ascomycota; Eurotiomycetes; Eurotiales; Aspergillaceae. The record is from RefSeq and is a predicted model, not a curated record.